Stegastes partitus (bicolor damselfish) is the source of this 1926-nucleotide messenger RNA. It is a transcript of the gene cyp20a1, whose product is annotated as cytochrome P450, family 20, subfamily A, polypeptide 1. The transcript has 13 exons. The record is from RefSeq and is a predicted model, not a curated record. NCBI's taxonomy places the organism in Eukaryota, Metazoa, Chordata, Actinopteri, Pomacentridae. Gene Ontology annotation, molecular function: heme binding; iron ion binding; oxidoreductase activity, acting on paired donors, with incorporation or reduction of molecular oxygen. Gene Ontology annotation, cellular component: membrane.
GGUUUCUGUUGACGUGGUAACGGCGGCUGUUAUCAGUUCGUCUGGAAAUAUCCGGAUAUCGAUGAGUGAAAGUGAAUAAAACUGUGCAUUUGAAAGCGAGCAGUCAUGCUGGACUUUGCCAUCUUCGCUGUAACGUUUGUCAUCAUUCUGGUCGGCGCUGUUCUCUAUUUGUACCCGUCAUCCAGGAGGGCCUCUGGCAUCCCUGGUCUCAACCCCACAGAUGAAAAAGAUGGAAACCUGCAGGACAUCGUGAACAGAGGCAGUCUGCACGAGUUCCUGUUCCUGGUCAGCCUCCAUCAGGAGUUUGGUUCUGUGGCGUCGUUCUGGUUCGGCGGUCGGCCGGUGGUCAGUCUGGGCGCCGUGGAGCAGCUUCGGCAGCACAUCAACCCGAACCACGCCACGGACUCCUUUGAGACGAUGCUGAAGUCGUUGCUAGGUUACCAGUCGGGAGGCGGCGCCGGGGAGACGGUGGUCAGGAAGAAGGUUUACGAGGGCGCCAUCAACAACACGCUGAAGAACAACUUCCCUCUCGUGCUGAAGCUGGUGGACGAGCUGGUGGGGAAGUGGGCGUCGUUCCCGGAGGCCCAGCACACCCCGCUGUGCGCCCACCUGCUGGGCCUCGCCAUGAAGGCCGUCACCCAGCUGGCUCUGGGCCAGCGCUUCGGGGACGACGCUCAGGUGAUCUCGUUCCGCAAGAACCACGACGCGGUGAGAGCCGGCUUUCAUACACACUGGCUUUUUUGAGCUUUUGUUCUUCCUCCUUCUCGGCUCUCAGCUCUGUCAGAGAUGCAGUCGGUGCUGCUGUCGGUGGCAAAGGAGAGGAAGUCCCAGAAGAAGCAGACGGUGUUCGUGGACGCUCUGCUUCAGUCGAGCCUCAGCGAGCGACAGAUCAUGGAGGACUGCAUGGUGUUCACGCUGGCUGGAUGUGUCAUCACCGCCAACUUGUGUAUCUGGGCUCUCCACUUCUUGUCCACCUCAGAGGAAGUCCAGGACAAGUUGUACCAGGAGCUGCAGGACGUUCUGGGCUCGGAUCCGGUUUCCCUCGACAAGAUUCCUCAGCUCAGAUAUUGCCAGCAGGUCCUGAACGAGACGGUGAGAACCGCCAAGCUGACCCCCGUCGCCGCCCGGCUGCAGGAAGUGGAGGGCAAAGUGGACCAGCACGUCAUCCCCAAAGAGACUUUGGUGAUCUACGCUUUGGGAGUUGUUCUGCAAGAUGCCAACACCUGGAACAUCCCAUACAGGUUUGAUCCGGAUCGAUUUGAGGAGGAAUCGGCCAGAAAGAGCUUCUGUCUGCUCGGCUUCUCCGGGAAUCAGACGUGUCCGGAGCUCAGGUUCGCCUACACCGUCGCCACCGUCCUGCUCAGCUCGCUGGUUCGGCAGCUGAAGCUUCACCAGCUGAAGGGACAAACGGCCGAAGUCCGAUCCGAGCUGGUGUCGACGCCGAAAGACGAAACCUGGAUCACCGUCAGCAGGAGGAGCAGCAGUUAGUCUGAAACUCCAGGGAGAAAAAAAAGCCACAAAACUAACAGCUUCACUUAACAAAUGACCAGCAGAGUAUUAAAAAUGUUAGAACCACAUCCUUUUAACAGCAGCGUGAUGGAAAUAAAGUCUAAUUUGUAUGAUUUUAAACACAGUUUUCCAGCGUUUCUUUGCGCCGCCGUCGUCUUUCUGGUGCUUCGUGCUGCAGUCGGAGGCCUUAAACGAAUCACUGCAGGUCAGAUUUGCACUCGCUGAAAGACUCUCGUCUGUUGGAGGAGGGAAACUGAAGCUCUGUGAGAAAAGUCCACUUGUGCCGGUUUCCGUAAUUUCCAAACAACUGCCUUUAACCAGAGUUCUCAGAGUCACAAGACGAGUUUGUCAAACAAAACGAGCCUCAGUGUUCUCAGACGGUUCACUUCAUCCUUUAUAUUAAAGAUGUAUCAAGAC